UCGUCGGAUUCGGUUCUCGGCAGCGGACGGAUUUUAUUGGAAUUGUGGAAUUGCGAGGCCAAAGAGCUUAAUUAAAAUGCAAUAAAAUGUGUUCAAAGCAAUUCGGAUGAUCGCGGAUGAGCAACAACAAUGCGCCGCGCCAUAGAUUAAUAAUCGCCUUUGGUUAUCUGCGAAUUGAGGAAGCCAGAGUUCGCGAGUGGAAAUUUCGAUUUUUGUAUUGUUUGUUGCCAUGCCUAGAAAUGCUUGUGCGAAAUGGGCACUAGCAGACUGUAAGGCAUAUUAAAUUCGCAUAGGCGCAGUGUUUGGGGGCGAGAAAUAUAAAUAAUUUAUUUGUUUAUUCGAGCGUUCGGCGGCUUGCCAAAUUAAUCGCUCUCUCCUUCUGGCAUUUCCACUCUCUUCUUUACGCGCCUUUCAUUCACUUGCGCGCGUGUGUGGGUGGCUGUGCGUGUGAGUGCGAGUGACGUAAACAAAUGCACUAAAGCGAAUGAGUGCAAGAAUUUGAAAAAUGCGAUAGUCGAUUCACGUGCCAAAAAAAAGUAACAACAAAAGGAAAAAUCAAGAGUGAGCGAGAGAGAGAGAAGGAACAACUCAAGCAGCAACAAAUUGACAUAACAGUAUAGUUCUCGCCUCUCUGUUUUGUGCACCGUAUUCGUUGCAUUUUCCUGGCUCAGCUGUGCAAUUUCUCCUUGGUGUUGGUGAGCGCAACACGUUUGUGUGCGAGUGGGAGAGCUAGAGAGAGAGUACGUAAACUCCUCUGCCAGCGUCGCAGCCGCAGUCGACGUCGGCAGCGUGCGUCAUUGAUGCGACAGAUUGGGACAGCUUGAAGUAACUCUUUCAAAUAAUAUAAGAAGACGACCCACUGGGACGGCAGUCAAUGUCUGAUUGGGAGUGGACCGUCUGGAACUGGGUCUCUUCCGUCUUUAUAUGACUGAUAAUGGCCGUCUGCCCUGCCCAAAACCACAAUUGCAACCACAGUGCGCCACCACAAUGGCCAAACAAAAUGAAUAUUUGAAAAUUUGGAAACAUAUCAAGUGGCGAAAUGAAAAGUAAACAAAGCGAACUGAAUUAUUAUAAAAUCGAGAUUUAUGCGAGAGAACAUAUAAAAAAUACACCCGUAUUUAUAGAAUAAACUGGGCAACUGGGAAAUAAACAUUCAUGCAACGGAAUCGAAGUGCCAUAGUGAAACGCGAGUGUUUGCAAGUGGUUUGCUCUGUUUAGUCAAUAUAGAAUCAUACAAAACAUAUCGCCAAUUAUAUAGAUAUAUAUAUACAUAUAUAAUAUAUAGAAUACCACCGACCAGCCAGGCAGAGCAUCGACAAUAUGACAAUAUCGGGCGGCAAUCAACAUAAUAACAAUGCAAAUCGCAAAUAUGAAAAACUCAUUAAGCAGCCGCAGAUGCAAUUUGGAACGUCCGUGACCGGAACCCAAACGGAUGUGAACUCCGGCGGAGAUGCGAAUGCGUCUGAUGUUGGCCAGGACUUUAGCAAUUUCAAUAAGCAUUUCGGCAAUGGUCAUGCCAUCACAGAUCGCACAAUGCUGCUGCCUUUGGAGGACGAUGUCACCACCGCCGGCGGCGGCAUUGUCACGUACAAGGGGAAAUCGAAUGGGAAUGGAAAUGGAAAUGGAAAUGGGAACGGGAUCGGGAGUAUCAGCCUGGAUUUCAACGGCAGUCCUACCUCAUCAACGUCAAUUGGCAUCGCCGGCAGUGGCAGCAGCAGCAGCACCACCCACCUGACAGGUGGUGGCGGUGGAUUAGGUGGCGGCUCCGAGCCAGGCGGCUGGUUGUGCCAUUGUUGUAAUUUAAUUGCACGUCGCUGCUUUGGCAUCAACGUUCGACGAUGUGUCCUGGCGCUUUUGGCCAUUACGGUGGUUAGCAUUUUCUACUACACGCAUUAUGUAGAUACGGGCGUGUUUAAUGGUCUCAUCCAACGCGACACUCAUCCCGCUCCCAUCAUCAACUGCCGCAUGAUGAACUCGGGUGGCAAGCACAUCCGGGAUGCCUCCCCAGCGCCAGAUCAUCGUUCCGAGGCUCGAUUACGAAUCGAUCCCAAAGUGCUCGUUUUUGUGGAGACCACAUAUUCCGGAUUGGGCAGGGACAUUGCCGAGCUGCUCGUCUACAAUCGGAUCAAAUACAAAAUCGAAGUGGCGGGCAAGAGUCUGCCAGUUCUCACCAAUCUGGAUAAAGGUCGCUAUGGCGUGAUUGUGUUUGAGAAUCUGGACAAGUACCUCAAUAUGGACAAAUGGAAUCGUGAGCUGUUGGACAAAUAUUGUCGGGAGUACUCCGUGGGAAUUGUGGGCUUCGUGAGUCCCAGCGAGGAGACUCUAGUGGGUGCCCAACUGCGGGACUUUCCGCUGUUUGUCAACACCAAUCUGAGGCUCAGAGAUGCCAGCCUUAAUCCCUCUUCAUCGGUGCUUCGAUUAACUCGAGCGGGGGAAACGGCCUGGGGAGCUCUGCCCGGUGAUGACUGGGCUGUUUUCCAGCAUAAUCACAGUACCUACGAGCCAGUGGAGUGGGCUCAAAGAAACACUCAAGAAUAUCCAGCGGAUAGUGUGGGCCAGGUGCAGCUACCUUUGACGACUGUCCUCCAAGAUCGUGGACAGUUGGAUGGCAUACAAAGAGUUCUCUUCGGGAGCAGUUUACGUUUCUGGCUUCAUCGUUUGGUAUUCCUAGAUGCCCUGAGUUAUCUAAGUCAUGGUCAACUUAGUCUUAAUCUAGAGCGUAUGAUUCUAGUGGAUAUAGAUGAUAUAUUUGUGGGUGAAAAGGGCACGAGGUUGCGACCAGAUGAUGUUCGGGCACUGAUAGCCACGCAGAAAAAUAUAGCCGCCAUGGUGCCUGGGUUCCGGUUUAAUCUGGGAUUCUCGGGAAAGUACUACCACCAUGGCACGAGGGAGGAAAAUCUCGGAGAUGAUUUCCUGCUGCAGAACGUCCAAGAGUUCAACUGGUUCUCACAUAUGUGGAAGCACCAGCAGCCCCAUUUGUAUGAUAACCUAACCCUCCUGAUGGCAGAAAUGCACUUAAAUUACGCCUUUGCCAUGGAUCACAAUAUACCCACGGAUUCGGGUUACUCCAUAUCACCACAUCACUCGGGCGUCUAUCCCGCCCAUGAACUACUGUAUUUAGCUUGGAAGAAGGUGUGGAACGUAAAGGUUACGUCCACAGAGGAGUAUCCUCAUUUGAGGCCCGCUCGCUUGAGGAGAGGAUUCAUCCAUCGCAAUAUAAUGGUGUUGCCACGGCAAACUUGUGGUCUAUUCACACACACCAUGUACAUUGAUCGCUAUCCGGGGGGUAGGGAUAAGCUGGAUGAAUCGAUACAGGGAGGAGAACUCUUCCAGACCAUCGUGUACAAUCCCAUCAACAUCUUCAUGACGCACAUGUCCAACUAUGGAUCGGAUCGUCUGGCUCUGUACACAUUCCAAUCGGUGAUCAAGUUCCUGCAGUGCUGGACCAAUCUUAAGUUGGCCUCGGCGCCGCCAGUUCAGCUGGCCGAGAUGUACUUCCGGCUGCAUCCGGAGGAGGUGGAUCCGGUGUGGGGCAAUCCCUGUGACGAUGUGCGGCACAAGAAGAUCUGGUCGAAGACCAAGAACUGCGAAUCGCUGCCAAAGUUUCUGGUGAUUGGUCCGCAGAAGACGGGCACCACAGCUCUGUACACAUUCCUAUCCAUGCACGGCAGUAUUGCGAGUAAUAUCGCCAGUCCCGAAACCUUUGAGGAGGUGCAGUUCUUCAACGGGAAUAAUUACUAUAGGGGGCUGGAUUGGUACAUGGACUUCUUCCCCUCGGAAACGCUGCCCAAUACAAGUUCCCCGAUGCCCACGCAGCUGGGAUCGCCGCGCUUUAUGUUCGAGAAGAGUGCUACCUACUUCGAUGGCGAGGCUGUGCCGAAGAGAACUCAUGCCCUGUUGCCACAUGCCAAGAUCGUGACGAUUCUAAUAUCGCCGGCAAAGAGGGCCUACUCCUGGUACCAACAUCAACGUUCCCACGGCGAUGUUAUUGCCAAUAACUAUAGUUUCUAUCAGGUCAUAACGGCAAGUGACUCGGCACCCAGGGCGCUGAAGGAUCUGCGAAACCGGUGCCUAAAUCCCGGUAAGUACGCCCAGCACUUGGAACACUGGCUGGCCUACUAUCCCGCCCAGCAGCUGCACAUCAUCGAUGGCGAGCAGUUGCGCCUGAAUCCCAUCGAUGUGAUGAACGAGCUGCAGCGCUUCCUGAAAAUCCAGCCGCUGCUCGAUUAUUCAAAUCACCUGCGAUACGACGUGAAGAAGGGCUUCUACUGCCAGGCCGUCAGCGAGAAGCGCAAUAAAUGCCUCGGAAAGUCCAAGGGCCGUCAGUAUCCCACGAUGGAUGAGCGCAGUGCCAAGCUGUUGCAGCGAUACUAUCUGAAUCACAAUACGGCGCUGGUGAAGUUGCUCAAAAAGCUGGGCUCGCGGCCAAUACCGCAGUGGCUCAAAGACGACCUGUCCACGGGCACGUGAUAGCAGCUGUUCGGCGGAGGAGGAGUGGGCGGCGGCAGCAUAGGAGGCAUUAAGUAUCGCAAAUUGCGGGCAAAACUCAGGAAACAGUUGCAUUGGCUGCAUCUGGCGGCCGAAAGUGCGGAGGACGCUCAGCGACGACGACGUCACAACUGACAGGAAGGAAAUGAGGCGAAAAUGCUAUGGAAAAUCUAUCAGACAUGUUCUAGUUUUCACUCUCGGCAAGCUUUUGCAGUGGCGAUUAUUUAAGAUCUGUAGAUUGAUGGGAAAUUUACAUACUAACAUUACUAGUUAAAUGUCCAAUGAAAUAUUUUGAAAGCUCUAAGUAAACUAAAAGUAAUAUUUAUUUUGCUAAAAAUUUAUUUUAGUAUUUUAAAAUGUUUGUAAGACAAUACUGUUUGAACAACUCUUUAGUUUAAUUCGAAAAUAUCUAAAAUCACAUUUUUUAUCCCAGUGCAAUCGCUAGCCGAAAGUGAAUAAUGGAAAAGGGCAGGCCUAUGAACAGCUUAAAAAACAGCUGCUGUAGAAAAAACUAUAAAUUAAGAAGGAAAAAAUAACAUAAUUAGUCGCUUUUAACAUGCAUAAAUCUUUUUUGUUGUUGCUAUUGCAGCUAAUUAAUGUCAGUGCAGUUGUCAGCUAAAGUUGUACAGUGUGUGAGUGCGUAUCUGUGUGUUUAUCUGCGAACAUUGUGUAAAUAGGCGUGUGUGUGUGUGUGUGUGUAUGCUUGCGCAUUAUAAAUUAUCAUAAAUAAUAUCAUGAGGCAUCAUGAAUAAAUGCAUAAAUGCGCUUUGUUAGUUGUUUAAUGUUUAUUAGUCGGUAAUGGCGAAUUAAGCGCCUAAUUAAGUUAACGCAUAAUCCAGCACUUUCGUUAUUACCUCAGACACCGAUUCAGCUCUCCGCAUCCUAAAGACUCGAUCAAAUAACUUUUGACAACUCUAAAGCCCAUACUAUACUAUUCACACGGCAGCUGCAGAAACCGUACUGUGUACUUUAAGCAAUUUUAAAUCCAUGCCAAAACUGUGAGUUCGUUCCAGCAGUUAACGAGUGCUACAUCAAUGAAACAGAUAUCUAUAUCGGAAUAGUACGUUAAGCAUAAGGCUGCCUCUAUCCCCUAAGUGUAUUAUAGAUGUUUUUAGCCUAAGCCUAGUGAGUAGACCCGAAAUGCGCUUGUCACAGGCCUCGAUGUAAAACUGUAAAGCUCUAGUUGUAUUUUUAACGCAGCACUAAGCAAAGCUCUAUUGUAUAGUUGGAUAUAUGCGUAACUGUAUGAGAACUAGUUCAAGUUUAGAUUGGUAAUGCGACAAUAAUAAAAGCGAAAAUUAUUGCAAGUGUAAA
Drosophila subpulchrella is the source of this 5802-nucleotide messenger RNA. RefSeq names its product bifunctional heparan sulfate N-deacetylase/N-sulfotransferase (gene sfl). The record is from RefSeq and is a predicted model, not a curated record. Gene Ontology annotation, molecular function: heparan sulfate N-sulfotransferase activity; deacetylase activity. The transcript is spliced from 7 exons. Bases 1321 to 4470 code for a protein of 1049 amino acids. Gene Ontology annotation, cellular component: Golgi apparatus. Lineage: Eukaryota; Metazoa; Arthropoda; Insecta; Diptera; Drosophilidae.